Molecule: messenger RNA, 1444 nt
Organism: Sinocyclocheilus anshuiensis
Lineage: Eukaryota; Metazoa; Chordata; Actinopteri; Cypriniformes; Cyprinidae
Gene: tnni4b.1
Product: troponin I4b, tandem duplicate 1
Exons: 8
Coding region: 96-635 (179 amino acids)
Biological process (GO): skeletal muscle contraction; cardiac muscle contraction
Cellular component (GO): troponin complex
Source: RefSeq, a predicted model, not a curated record
AAAAACAUAUAACGUUUGUUUUUCUUUGACGGCACCACACAACUCAUCCUGCUCUGACUGCCUACUAGCUCAAGCGUCUAUACAGAGAAAAAAACAUGUCUGAAGGACCGAAAAAAACUAAGUAUACUGCCACAAGGCGGCUGCUCUUAAAAAGCAAAUUAUUGAAGAAGGCCACGUCUAUGCUGGCAGCUGAAAAAGAGCAGAAUAAAAUAGAGAGGGAUGAGGCUCUUAAUGAGAGGGUUCCCCCUCUCAAACUAUCUGGUCUGUCUGCACAGGAGCUCCAGGAACUUUGCAAAGAGCUUCACCGCAAGAUUGAUGUUGUUGAUGAGGCUCGAUACGAUCUUGAAAUGAAAGUGGCUAAAAAUGAAAAAGAGAUCCAGUCCUUGACCCAGAAGAUUUGGGAAAUGAAGGGUACAAAGCAACGCACCAAACUGAAGAGAGUUAAGAAGUCACACGAUGCCAAGCUCGAUGCGCUGACUGAAUCCAAAAUGUCAUCAAAGUCAGAUUUCAAAGCCAACCUGAAGACAGUAAAGAAAGAAGAUGAGAAGAAAGAAGAGGUGACUGACUGGCGUAAGAAUGUGGAGGCUAUGUCUGGAAUGGAGGGCAGGAAGAAGCUGUUUGAUGCUGGACAAUAAAAAUGUUACAAAGUAAACUUGUGACUUGACAUCCAGCACAUUUACCUACCAAGCUUGUAAAAUUCAGGGUUGACGUUGUUUUUUACUUCUCAGACUCUAUAACAAGAAAUGUGUACCCAGACGAGAAGGCUUCUAACAUAAAUGGUUGGAAGCAAGAAAAUCCAAACUGUAUAAAUUUGAUUUCUUGUGACUAAUAAUGUCACUUAAACACACAAAAACUGUUUAUGAUGUGCAUAUAGGUUUAAGUGUUUUUGUAGGUGACCUUAGCACUUAGUUUGUCCUUUGCUGCAAUUUGUGGACAGAUUAUGUAUCAAUGCGUCUGAAGCCAAAUUUGAUAUUUUGUGUAUGAAAUGUUAAAUAUUCAUAAUAAUAUGCAUGAGAUUUAUAAUCAGACUGGAAAUGAAUCGAAUGCAAUGUUGUGAAAUAGUGCUGUUUAGGAAUAAAAGAUGUCAGCUAUUGUAACACUUUCUAUGCUACUGAAAGUAAAAACUGCAAUGUAAUGGCAUUCCAAAAUUAAAUGACCCCAUGCACAAAGAAACACGUUGUGUCACUGCAGUUCCCUUGCAAAACAAACGCUGUCCUUGAAAUGCAUUGCUACACUUGGUUGUGUACCUUGCGAGUGCAUAACUGGUCUUAAGUUGCCACAUGCUUUGUGUAUAUUUACUCAAAUUCAAUGCAGCGAUGGUAUCAUUUAUUUGCAUUUCAAACUAUUUGGAAAUCCAUUGGAAACCUACUGGAAAUGUAAACAAGACUGUAUAAGUAUAAAACAUGAAGAGACAACAUAUACACUAAUUCAUAUCUUCAUAUCA